AUGGCGUCGGACAGUGGCAAUGGCAAUGGUAACGGCCUACCACCUCCGGGCCCGAACCAAAAGACCCUGAACGUCUGGUCCAAACCCAUCGACGAGACCAAAAUCGGCGACGAUGAGCGCCCUACCAUCUCCAACGCCGUAGCGAUGAUCAAGCCCGACGACUUCAAGAACGUCGCCAGCACGCCCUGCGCCCGAAACGCACUCCUCACUGGUAUUGCCGGGGGCUUCGGUCUCGGUGGCGUGCGAUUUGUCUUUUCUGGUAAAAUUGGAAAAGCAGCGAAUUGGGCGGUCGGGACCUUUGUAUUUGCGAGCAUGGGACAAUACGAAUACUGCCAAUACCUGCGACGAUGCGAGAAGAGAGACAUGAAGAGAAACAUCGAAGUCAUCAACGAAAGCAAGAGGGAAAAGGCAAAGAAGUUAGUCGAGGAAAAGAAAGAGAAGGUAAAGGCAGAGCAAGAGAAGCUAAAAGAAUCGUCAAAAUCGUGGUGGCCCUCGAAAUGGUGGUGA
Messenger RNA from Clonostachys rhizophaga, 507 nucleotides. NCBI's taxonomy places the organism in Eukaryota, Fungi, Ascomycota, Sordariomycetes, Hypocreales, Bionectriaceae. The record is from the annotation of a GenBank genome assembly.